UCCAAGUCAUCCCAAAAUGGACGUGGAAAAUAAUUCCGUAGAACCGACAAAGGUUGAACCGAGCUCGGAUCAGCCACCAACGGUGUUGGUCAAUCCAGUGACGGGGGAAGUGAUUCCAAACUUCAACACCUACCAACAGAAGAAAAAUCUCGCCCAAGGCAUGAUGGAUCUGGCCCUGGUAUCGGCCAACGCUAAUCAGCUGCGCUACGUGAUCGAAUCGUUUACCCGCCAUCCGUACUACUACUUCAGUUUGAUCUUCAUCUCGGUCAGCUUGGUUAUUCAGAUUGCGGUCGGCGUUGGGCUGAUCAUGAACAGCCGUUACGAUGUGAAUGACAAACGGGAGAUCUGCAAGGCGAACAAAAUCAACGAUAUGGUCACGAUCGGAAUCUUUCUGAUAACGUUGGUCAACGUGCUGAUAUCGGCGUUCGGUGUCGCACCGCAAGUGAACUGAUCUUUGUAGUUUGAGUUGGAUAUAACUGAGU
Molecule: messenger RNA, 482 nt
Organism: Ochlerotatus camptorhynchus
Lineage: Eukaryota; Metazoa; Arthropoda; Insecta; Diptera; Culicidae
Product: ninjurin-A-like
Exons: 2
Coding region: 17-451 (144 amino acids)
Biological process (GO): cell adhesion; tissue regeneration
Cellular component (GO): membrane
Source: RefSeq, a predicted model, not a curated record